Molecule: messenger RNA, 1435 nt
Organism: Cutaneotrichosporon oleaginosum
Lineage: Eukaryota; Fungi; Basidiomycota; Tremellomycetes; Trichosporonales; Trichosporonaceae
Source: RefSeq, a predicted model, not a curated record
CAUCACUCUUCUUUCAGACCACACGCGCGCGAGAUCGCUAGACAGCAAGACUCGCGAUGCCAUCCAGAAGGGCAUCCGGGAGAGAAGACGGGCUUUCGAUGCGCCUCGCGGACACGACGUUCGACGGGGACGAGACUACAAUGAUUCAACCUUCCCCUCGAACGCGGCAAUAUGUCGAGGACUACACCGACGGCGCAACGCCCUUUCCGUGGGAAGACAUGCCUGUGCUAGUUGUUAGCACAGUGGAAUCUGACUUGAGACAGCUUCUACGGAAGAGGGUCACUGCCGCCGGCGGUCGCAUUGUGCGGAGGUUUAGCAACGCUCGCAUAAUUGUGAUACCCUACGAGCCCGAGGAGAGCGUCUUGGCCGCUCUCCAGCAGAUCAAGUCCGUCGAAGACGGGUCUGCGUCUGUUGUUAAGCCGCACUGGGUAUUGCGUACCUUCUUCGAUGGCUACGCCGACACACAUACCGCAAGGCCCAGGUGGGAGAACAUACGCGUCUCUGUAGCGGACUUGGGUGACGAAGAGCUGCGGCUUGACGUCAUGAUUUCGCUUGAGCGAGAGGGCGCACUCCUUGUCCCCUUCAACGAUUGCCGAGUUUGCGUCCUGCCCGCUGGACACCCAUACCUCAGCACAAGGCCGACUGCAUAUGAGCACAUGAGGUUCUGCGAUGCGGCGUAUGUCUUUGAGCAAUGUGGGGUGCAAAGGAUUAUCCCGAAGCUGAGGCCGGCUGGACGAUCGGAAUACAGGCAGCAACGGUUGUCCCCGACGCUAGCGUCUAAAGGUGGACCCGGUCGCCAACGAGACAUCGUCUCAUCUUCGACAACUGCAGUCUCUUCCAUCCAUCUUCGGACGAAGUUCACUGCCGAGGACCGCGAUCGUUUGGCGCGCUACCUCGCCAUUGCGUGCCCUGAUGAGACAGGACGCACCUCGAGGAAGUUGUACAGACUUCUCGUGGAACGAGGUUCUAAUCGACAAGGGAACAGAUGGUCAUGGACAGCGCGCCACCCCGCUGAAGGGUGGCGGCAGCACUACCGAACGUACAAGGCCAGGCCGUGGCACGACGGUACGGUGCUGGAGGACCUCAUUCGUCAGUACGUCGAGGAUGGGAUCGACUCGGGCUUCCUCACGACUGCCGAGCGGCGCACGCGCGGGGUGAAAACGCCCACCAAGCGCGCCAAACGAGGUGCGGAAAUGCAGUCUGCCCUAGCAGCAUCCACCAAGCGGAAGCGGGGCGAAAGACAAGUUCAGGAAGAGAAACAGCCCUACCGCGGGGUGACCAAGAAGCGGUCGAAACCGCAAGCUGCAAGCUCCUCAGCAUCAGAGGACGAGGAGAUUGACGGGCUGUUGAGAGAGUAGCAAAGAGAGCAUAACGAGAGUAAUACAGAGUAAUAAUGUAUAUGCAGGCCCCGAGCACGCUCCUGUAUCUUUGACGC